GUGUAGAGGGAUUAACAUGGCGUCUAUGGUUGCUGUGUUGAUCGGGGCCGUGGAUGAGAAAAACAAUAUACUGAACAGGAACAUAAAUACGGUCUAGGUCCAUUUUCAGCUAAAAACCUGCAUAUUACAGUUUUCGUUGGACUAGCUGCCUCACUAGACCCUGAUCAUCCUCAAUACAGAGUAGCAGUUAGAGUGGGAGAGGACAGGAUCGAGGCAUGGAGGAAUCAAAAAGCCCAUUCAAAUCAGUCAAGCCCUCUCGCAACGAGGCCAAGGGAGCCAAAGCUUCAUCCUCUGCCAGCUCCAGGCCCCUGAAAGAGGCUCCAGCCCAGAGAGAGUGCCCCAAGCCUGCCACUGCCUGUCGGAGCAAGGAGAACAUCACCACAGCCAGGGAAGACCAUAAGGACCAAGGCAGAGCCUCCACUGCCAGCCCUCAGGGCCCAGGGAGAGGGAAGCCUCGUAGGCCAACUGGUAGGACCAACUCUGGGGAGAGGGGGAAGGUGAGACUUGAAGGCCAGCGGCAGCAGAGGGGUGAUGCUAGGCCCUCGUUGGUUACAGGACGCAGCCCGGCUGGUGUAGGUGGAGACAGAGACACAGGAGCCACAGGUAUGGUGGCCACUUCAUCUGAAGAAGGCCUUACUUUACAGACCAAGACAAGUCCAUUGAAGGAGAAGUCACCGGGUGAGAAGGCUGGUGCUGUGGUGGGCACAGGGCAGCCUGCAUUGGAGGUCAACGAGCGUUGUCAGGGUAGAAACAUGACCUCUGAGCAGAAGCUGGGUCUCAGACAGGCUGAGGAGCGCCUCUACAGAGACUACAUACACAGACUGGUCAAGCCGUCUCCUGAAUACCCUAACUUCCAGUAUCUAUGCAAGCUGUGUUCUGUACACAUUGAGAACAUACAGGGGGCACACAAACACAUCAAGGAGAAAAGACACAAGAAGAACAUCAUGGAUAAGCAGGAAGAGAAUGAGCUGCGGGCGCUGCCUGCCCCCUUCCCAGCCCAGCUCGGAGCCGUUGACGCAGCCGUCCUCCGAGCGGCCAACCAACACGGCAUCUCAGACCAGGACUUCCUGGUGCGACAGGAAGUGGUCGACAGGAUGGAGGAGAUCAUCCAGCAGCACCUCUCAGUUUGCUCCCUUCGGCUCUACGGCUCCUGUCUCACCCGAUUUGCCUUCAAGACAAGUGACAUUAACAUUGACGUCACCUACCCCUCCACUAUGACCCAACCAGAUGUGCUGAUACUAGUACUGGAAAUCCUGAAGAACAGCACUGAAUAUUCUGAGGUGGAGUCUGACUUUCACGCCAAAGUUCCGGUAGUGUUUUGCAGAGAUGUCAACAGUAGGUUGUUGUGCACGGUGAGUGCAGGUAAUGACGUAGCCUGCCUCACUACCAACCACCUGGCUGCCCUGGCUAGACUGGAACCCAGACUGGUGCCUCUGGUCCUGGCCUUCCGCCUCUGGGCUAAGUUGUGCCACAUUGACUGCCAGGCGGAAGGGGGUAUCCCCUCCUACUCCUUCUCUCUCAUGGUCAUCUUCUUCCUCCAACAACGCAGGGAGCCCAUCCUCCCUGUCUACUUCGGCUACUGGAUUGAAGGCUUUGACGUGAAGCAUGUGGACGAGUAUCAUCUGACGGGGAUAGAGAUGGAUAUAUUUGUGGGGUGGGAGCACAGAUCCCCCAGUACAGAGGGACGGAGGGAUGGCAGGGGGGAAGGACGGAAGGCCAAGUCUGAGCAAAAGAAACCUGAUGUGAAGAACCGGCAUGUAGCGGGGAAGACGCGUCUAUCCUUGGACCUGGGUAAGGGUGUUUCCCUGGGCCAGCUGUGGCUAGAGCUGCUGAGGUUCUACACGCUGGAGUUUGCCCUGGAGGAACACAUCAUCAGCAUCCGCCUCAAAGAACUUCUCUCUCGAGACAUGAAGAACUGGCCCCGACGCAGGCUGGCAAUCGAGGAUCCGUUUGCCCUGAAGAGGAACGUCGCACGCAGCCUCAACAGUCAAAUGGUCUUUGAGUACAUCCAGGAGCGCUUCCGCACCGCCUACAAAUACUUUGCCUGCCCGCAGAGCAAGGACCGAAACACCGUGGAGCAGCAGAGAGGCAAGAAUAUAACCAAACAUGGGGGCAUGAAGCAGGAGGAAGGCGAGAGAAAGGGUGAAGAUGGGUCUGAGAAGAGUGGAGGUGGACAGGGCGAUGGGAAUGAAGGGAAAAGUCAGAGCUCUGAGACAGGUCAGAAGGAGGAUGGUGAGAGUGAUGAAGAGGAACGGGCUGAGCGGACUCAGGAGAAGGAGGAGAGGGCAUUGAAUGGCGGGCUUAUGGACUUGGUCCUUAGUGGGGGGGGGACUUCUACGGAUGGGGCUGUAGCGGAGCCUGGCACCACUCUGGAGCCUUCUUCCGCCUCAACCCAUAACGGCCUACUGGAUAGGGAUGAAGAGGAGGAGAACCAUGUGUCAGAGAAGCAGGGACACAUUGCACCAGAAGAUCUGCACUAUAUCUUUGACAGAAUGAUCUUCACUGGCGGAAAGCCUCCUACAGUCGUGUGCAGCACAUGUAAGAGAGAUGGCCAUCUGAAGGACGAGUGUCCUGAGGACUUCAAGAAGAUCGAGCUCAAACCGCUGCCCCCCAUGACCGACCGCUUCAGAGACAUCCUGGAUGGUCUUUGUCGACUCUGCUACCAUGAGCUGUCCCCUUCCCCUGGAGAGCAGCAGAAGAGAGAGCAGAUCCUGGGUAGUCUGGAGAGGUUCAUACAAAAGGAGUACAAUGACAAUGCCCAGCUGUGUUUGUUUGGCUCCUCCAAGAACGGCUUUGGUUUCCGUGACAGCGACCUGGACAUCUGUAUGACCCUGGAGGGCCAUGAUACAGCAGAGAAGUUGAACUGCAAAGAGAUCAUCGAAGGCCUAGCCAAGGUGCUAAAGAAACACACAGGUCUGAGGAACAUCCUGCCUAUCACAACAGCCAAAGUGCCUAUUGUGAAGUUUGAACACAGACAGAGCGGACUGGAGGCAGACAUAAGCCUCUAUAACACUCUGGCUCAACACAACACCAGAAUGCUGGCUACCUACGCUGCCCUGGACCCUCGCGUGCAGUUCCUGGGAUACACCAUGAAGGUGUUUGCGAAGCGCUGUGACAUAGGUGACGCGUCCAGAGGAAGUCUGUCAUCCUAUGCCUACAUCCUCAUGGUGCUCUACUUCCUGCAGCAGAGACAGCCCCCUGUCAUCCCUGUUCUCCAAGAGGUCUUUGAUGGACAUUCUGUACCACAGAGGAUGGUGGAUGGUUGGAAUGCCUUCUUCUUUGAUGACAUUGAGGAACUGCGUCAGCGUCUGCCAGAGCUUCCGCAGAACCGUGAGACUGUGGGGGAGCUGUGGCUGGGCCUGCUCAGGUUCUACACUGAAGAGUUUGACUUUAAGGAGCUCGUCAUCAGCAUCCGCCAGAGGAAACGUCUCACCACCUUCGAGAAGCAGUGGACCUCCAAGUGCAUCGCCAUCGAAGAUCCCUUCGACUUGAAUCACAAUCUUGGUGCUGGAGUUUCUCGCAAAAUGACUAACUUCAUCAUGAAGGCCUUUAUCAACGGCAGGAAGCUGUUUGGUACUCCUUUCUACCCCCAGCCUGGCAUAGAGGCGAACUACUUCUUUGACUCCAAGGUGCUCACGGACGGGGAACUUGCACCUAAUGACAGGUGCUGUCGGAUCUGUGGCAAGAUCGGUCAUUACAUGAAGGACUGCCCCAAAAGACGCAGGUACACAGGGAGAGAACAUCAGGGGAUGAAGAAGAAGGAGAACGAAAAAGAGGAGGAUGUCAAGGAUGGAGACGAUCAUGAGCCACGGGAGCGUCGCUGUUUCCAGUGUGGUGAAAUUGGUCAUGUACGGCGGGACUGCCCAGAGCACCGCCACCUUAGACAGAAAGCCGCAGGGGGACCAGUUUCCCACAUAGUGCGAGCCAUGGUAAGCUCCCAGUCCAUCCCCAUCCCCCAACCUCCCCAGGACCUCCCUGGACGCACCAGACAACCUUCCGAAUGUUCUGAUUCCCGCCAGACUCCGCCCUAUUCCCCUCAGCCCACCCUGUUCUCCCAGGGUUCGAGCCAAUCCUCCAGCUCCCCCCAGCCCUCCUCUUCCAAGACCUCCACCUCCGCUGGAGGGGUACCCCACAAGCAGCCCCAGGUUCCCCUCUCUCUCUUUAGCUUCCCUCCCUCCCACCCAAGCCAGUACCACCACCCUGGAGCUCUCACUGCUCUGGGGGUACUGCCGUCCCACCACAACCAGCACCAAUCACACCUGUCCCAGGGACACCAGGCCCAUCACCAACCUCACCACCCCUCCACCUCCUGGCCCAUCCAUGGCCCCGUCCUCCAGACCUCCAGUGGCCCUGAAGGGCCCUCCCCGCCUGGCCUGAAAUUCCCCUUACGCCAGGCCCCUGGGCAAGGGAAUGGGAACACCGGCCCAGGGGGGUCUCCGGUGGGUGGCAGCCCCAUGAACCUCAAUGACCCCAGCAUCAUCUUCGCCCAGCCGGCGGGGAGGCCCAUGGGGUUGGGAGGAGGGCCGGGACUGGAUGGGCACUGGCACAACCACCUGGCACAGCAAGGGUCACUGGUGGCUAAUGGCACUGUGGGCAAGUCAGAUCCGGGCUACCAGACCCAGUUUGGGGGGGUGAGUCAGCAGGGCUCUAGGAAUUGGGAGCACAGCAACGCAGCCCACUACUCCCAGUCCCCGUCCUGGCCCUACCGCAUGCCACAGAAAUUCAUCCAGCAGGGCAACGGGUGCUACCCACAACCCGGCAAGCCCGUCAUGUCCCAAAGUUCUGUGGUGCACCCCAGUCAGCAUUUCCCGCUCCUCCCCCAAGGACGACGACAUGUCAACCUCAAUUACAUCCAACAGAAGAAAUGAACUUUGAAUUCUAAACUGUGCUCACAUAGCAUAUUCAUUGAAUUAGGUUUUAUGGUCCUUCACCAUGACAAAACAAAAACGAUAUAAUCGAACAUUUACAUAAUUUGGUCACACUACUUUUUAAAUGAAUUUGAUCAUUUUUGUACAUUUUUAACAUUUUUCCUUUGGUCUCCUUACAUUGAUUUGUGAUACAAAUGUCAUAUUUUAAUACCCCCAUUUUUGAAGGGGUCCAAAAAGUGUUUAUUUUAUUGUGUAAAGGAAGUAGGUAAAAAUAUUAGCUGUACUCAUACUUUGCUUGCUUAAGGAUAAAAGCUUUGAAUUGAUAUUUGUCAAAUAUAUAUAUAUCAUGCCCACCCCUAUCAGAUAGUUACAGUGCCUUUAGAAAGUAUUCAUACACCCUGACUUAUUCCACAUUUUGUUGUGACAGCCUGAAUUGAAAAUGGAUUCAAUUGUUACAAUUCACAUUCACGACAAAGUGAAAACAUGUUUGUAGAAAUAUUUUGCACAUUUUAUAGGAAAUGAAAUGCAUGCGUGGAAUUUACAUAAGUAUUCACACCCCUGACUCAAUACUUUGUAGAAGCACCUUUGGCAGUGAUGACAGCUUAGUCUUUCUGGGUAUGUCUAAUCCACACCUGGAUUGUGUAACAUUUGCCCAUUGUUGUUAAAAAAAAUCCUCAAUCUCUGUCAAAUUGGUUGUUGAUCACUGCUAGACAACCAUUUUCAGGUCUUGCCAUAGAUUUAUGGCAAAACUGUAACUCGGCCACUCGAACAUUCACUGUCGUCUUGGUAAGCAACUCCAGUAUAGAUUUGGCCUUGUGUUUUUAGAUUACUGUCCUGCUGAAAGGUGAAUUCAUCUCCCAGUGUCUGGUGGAAAGCAGACUGAACUAGGUUUUCCGCUAUAGGAUUUUUCCUCUGCUUAGUCAUCAACAUUAAGAAACAGAACGGAACUAUCUGAAACUCCCCAGUCCUUAACGAUUACAAGCAUACCCAUAACGCAAUGCUGCUACCACUAUACUUGAAAAUUUGGAGAGUGGUACUCAGUAAUGUAUUGGAUUUGCCCCAAACAUAACACUUUUUUUCAGGACUUUGUUGCAAACAGGAUGCAACAGUUUCAGAAUAAUUUAAUUUUGUACAGGCUUCCUUCUUUACAUUCUGUCAAUUUAGGUUAGUAUUGUGGAGUAACUACAAUGUUGUUGAUCUAUCCUCAGUUUUCUCCUACCACAUCCAUUAAAUUCUGAAAUUCUGUUUUGAAAUUCUGUUUUAAAGUCACCAUUGGCUUCAUGUUGAAAUCCCUGAGCGGUUUCCUUCCUCUUCGGAGUUAGGAAAGACGCCUGUAUUUUUGUAGUGACUGGGUGUAUUAAUACACCAUCUAAAGUAUAAUUAAUAACGUUGCCAUGCUCAAAGGGAUAUUCAAUGUCUGUUUUUUUUAUUAGUUUUACCCAUCUACCAAUAGGUGCCCUUCUUUGCGAGGCGUUGGUAAACCUUCCUGGUCUUUGUUUGAAAUUCACUGCUCGACUGAGCCAAUUAUCUGUAAGGUAUGUGUGGGGUACAGAGAUGAGGUAGUCAUUCAAAAAUCAUGUUAAACACUAUUGCCCACCUAGUGAAUCCAUGCAAUUUAUAAUGUGAAUUAUGUGAAUAUUUCAGCUUUUCAUUUUUUAUUAAUUAAACAUUUCUACAAACAUAAUUCCACUUUGGAAUUAUGGGGUAUUGUGUGUGUGUGUAGGCCAGUGACCCAAAAAAAUCUCAAUUUUAAAUGUAGGUUGUAACAACAAAAUGUGGAAAAAGUCUAGGGGUGUGAAUUAUUAAGGCACAAUUAAGGCACUGUAUGUUGUGCCAAAAAUACCUAUAGUAAGUGUCAACAUUUUAAAAUGAAUAACAAAGUCCCCCAAAAAUACUUUAAACACUUUGUUUUUGGUGACUAUUUGUUGACUGCAGACAAUUUUGGCCAGUUUCCCCAGACAGAUUAAACUUAAUCCAGGCUGUAUCUCAAACGGCCGUGAUUGUGCGCACAAUUGGCCCAGCGUCGUCUGGGUUUGGCCGGUGUAGGCCGUCAUUGUAAAUAAGAAUUAGUUCUUAACUGAUUUGCCUAGUUAAAUAAAGGUCAAAUCGUUUAAAAAAAAUCCUGGACUAAAAUGUUUAAUAGAGAUUCUUAAUCUGUCCUGGAAAACACUGCCUUGUUUUUUUGUUUUUUAAAAUAGCCGAUUGGGACAGCAAAUUGUUGUCGCUCUACGUACAAUGCAGUACAGUAUGUUUUUCACGAUCAUCUUCGGUAAUGAUUUACAUAACUGCAGCUGCUAUACUAGAACAUGGAUUUAAUCAGCAGGACACUGGUAUUGGCAUGUAUUGCAUACAAUGUCACUGUAGUAUUAUUGAUUCAUACAUUUGUUGAUUCUAAAGUUACAGAUUUCAGUUAUUACAUAAUGGUAGUGGUUGUCACCCAAGUGAACAUUUUCCUAGAAAUGCCUCUGAGGAAUGUUUUUCUCUCAAAUGUAUACAGUCUGGUAGAACUUUUCCUGUUAGUCUCAGGUAAACCAGAACAGUAGGGGACAGAGGUAGGAAAGGAAGGAUGCAAGUAAGAAUGUAUGCUUAUGAAUAGGUGGACUGAAUAAGUGCUCAUGAUAACUACUAAAAGCUAGUUAUUGCAAUUUCAAAACUAUACUACACACAGGCAUGAAGGUUGUAAGGCUGGAGUGUGGGCCCAACCUUGCUGUUUGGUCUGGUCUUCUAUGAGGUGUACAGGUAGGCAACCUCUCCACUGGCCGGUCCCUACACCCUGGCUUCUGGUGGGGAACAUGCCCCAGCUACUGAACAAACCUGCACCAACUUUUGCUGAGGCAGUGGUGUGAAGUAACUAAGUAAAAAUGCUUUGAAGUACUACUUUAGUAGUUUUUGGGGGUAUCUGUACUUUACUAUUUGUAUUUUUAACAACUUGUUCUACUACAUUCGUAAAGAAAACAGACUUUUUACCCCCAUUUUCCCCGACACACAAAAGCUAAUGCUUUGGAAGGACAGCAAAAUUGUCCAAUUCACACACCGUGUCAAUAUAAUGAGAUGUCAUGCCUCUGAUCUGGUGGACUCACUAAACACAAAUACUGUUUGUACAUGAUGUCUGAAUAAUGGAGUAUGCCCUGGCUGUCUGUAAAUAAAUACAAUUUUAAAAAUGG
Molecule: messenger RNA, 8032 nt
Organism: Oncorhynchus kisutch (coho salmon)
Lineage: Eukaryota; Metazoa; Chordata; Actinopteri; Salmoniformes; Salmonidae
Product: terminal uridylyltransferase 4
Exons: 29
Coding region: 216-4868 (1550 amino acids)
Molecular function (GO): zinc ion binding; RNA uridylyltransferase activity; nucleic acid binding
Source: RefSeq, a predicted model, not a curated record